Molecule: messenger RNA, 939 nt
Organism: Phascolarctos cinereus (koala)
Lineage: Eukaryota; Metazoa; Chordata; Mammalia; Diprotodontia; Phascolarctidae
Product: olfactory receptor 4F6-like
Biological process (GO): G protein-coupled receptor signaling pathway
Cellular component (GO): membrane
Molecular function (GO): olfactory receptor activity; G protein-coupled receptor activity
Source: RefSeq, a predicted model, not a curated record
AUGAAUGAACUGAAUCACUCCAUGGUAUCAGAGUUUGUGUUCCUGGGAAUCUCUAAUUCUUGGGCCAUACAGCUUGGCCUCUUGGUGUUUGUCUCCAUUUUCUAUGUGGUUGUUGUGCUGGGAAAUUUCUUUAUUGUACUCGCAGUGAGGUCUGAUAGUCACCUACAUUCUCCAAUGUAUUUUUUAUUGGCCAACCUCUCCAUUAUUGAUUUGUGUCUUUCCACUGUUGCAGUCCCCAAGAUGAUUUCUGACCUUUUCUAUGAGCACAAAGCCAUAUCAUUCCAAGGUUGUAUCACCCAGAUAUUUUUCAUUCAUUUCAUGGGAGGAACUGAGAUGGUACUGCUCAUUUCCAUGGCAUUCGACAGAUACAUUGCCAUAUGCAAGCCUCUUCACUAUUUGACCAUUAUGAACCCCAAAAUGUGUAUUUUUCUUCAGGUGUCUUCUUGGACCAUUGGCCUUAUACACUCAUUGACUCAGCUGGCUUUUGUGGUGAAUCUGCCUUUCUGUGGUCCUAAUGAAAUUGAUAGCUUUUAUUGUGAUCUUCCACGGUUCAUCAAAUUGGCCUGCAUGGACACCUAUAAGUUGGAGUUCAUUGUCACAGCUAACAGUGGUUUCAUCUCUAUUGGCAGCAUGUUUCUCUUAUUCAUCUCCUACAUUUAUAUCUUGGUCACUGUUCAGAAACACUCUGCGAAUGGAUUGUCCAAGGCUUUCUCUACUCUGUCAGCUCACAUCAGUGUGGUGGUCCUCUUCUUUGGCCCAUGCAUCUUUGUCUAUGUGUGGCCAUUCCCUACAAUGCCAGUGGAUAAAUUUCUUGCUAUUAUUGACUUUAUUUUCACGCCUGUCUUAAAUCCUUCCAUUUAUACAUUUAGAAACAAAGAUAUGAAGGCAGCAAUGAGGAGACUGAGUGGCCAGCUAGUGAGUUUUAGAAAAAUUUUAUAA